Molecule: messenger RNA, 980 nt
Organism: Podarcis raffonei (Aeolian wall lizard)
Lineage: Eukaryota; Metazoa; Chordata; Lepidosauria; Squamata; Lacertidae
Product: retinol dehydrogenase 16-like
Exons: 4
Coding region: 1-948 (315 amino acids)
Source: RefSeq, a predicted model, not a curated record
AUGUGGCUCUACCUGGCUGCCCUGCUGGGGCUUUACUUCCUUCGCCGAUGGUACCAGGAGAGACAGACGGUGGAGAACCUGAGGGAGAAAUAUGUCUUCAUCACGGGCUGUUCCUCUGGCUUUGGGAACCACCUUGCCAGGCAUCUGGAUGCCCGGGGUCUGCGGGUGUUGGCAACCUGUACCACACAGAAGGGGGCAGAGCAGCUGGACAAGGUCACCUCAGAGCGCUUGAAAACCACCGUUCUGGAUGUCACCAGUACAGAGAGUGUGGCGGCAGCGACGGAGUGGGUGAAAGAUCAAGUGGGGAAGAAAGGGCUCUGGGGCUUGGUGAACAAUGCGGGAAUAGGUGUCCCAUCAGGUCCCAACGAAUGGCUGACCAAAGAUGACUUUGCAAAGGUGAUCAAUGUCAACCUGCUAGGGUUGAUUGACGUGACGCUACACAUGCUGCCGCUGGUGAGGAGAGCCAGAGGGAGGGUGAUCAACAUCUCCAGUACGGAUGGACGACUGGCCUGCUUUGGAGGCGGUUACUGCCCAUCAAAGUUUGGUGUGGAAGCCUUCUCUGACACCCUGAGAAGAGAGCUCCAUCCUUUUGGAAUCAAAGUCAGCAUUGUUGAACCAGGUACUUUCAAGACAGCCAUACAGUCAAAAUCAGCUGAGUCCUACGAACCUUUAUGGAGCCGGUUACCUUCUGACCUCAAGGAAUGCUAUGGGCGGAAGUACUUUGAGCAAUGUUGCAAAAUAAGCGAAUAUUUCCAAAAGGCUGGCAGCGACAACCUUCACCUGGUCACCGACUGCAUAGAACAUGCCCUGACAUCCUGCUGCCCUCGCACUCGCUACUCUCCAGGCUGGGAUGCAAAGUUCUUGUACAUUCCUGCCUCUUACUUUCCAACGUCCAUCGCUGACUUUGUGAUGAGCCACAUUUGGCCUAAACCAGCUCAAGCAAUAUAGGGUUGUUGUUGUUUUAAAAUAGCGACUAUAGA